Molecule: messenger RNA, 16053 nt
Organism: Porites evermanni
Lineage: Eukaryota; Metazoa; Cnidaria; Anthozoa; Scleractinia; Poritidae
Source: the annotation of a GenBank genome assembly
AUGGGGGUCGAUCGAGAUCGAGCCCCCGACGAAAAAAAGACUGCAUUACAUUGGUCCGAUCCUCAGGUAGUUAUUAUGUCGUAUGUUUCUUGUUAACAUGGUUUAAACGAUAUUAGUUUUGUCUCAUCCUACUACAUGUUGACGCCAUCUACUGUAGCGGUAAAAUUCAAUAAGCUGACAAAUCUUUCUUCUCUUUUCAGGUUUGCAAACAUUUUCUUUGUGGAUUCUGUCCAUCGCAGCUCUUUGUAAAUACCAGAUCAGAUUUGGGUAAGUGUAUGCAAAUAACUCUCAACCAAGGCCAGUUUUUUACUGCUACUAGGGAGAAAGCUUUCUUGCUCGAUCGUUUUGUAAUAUUUUUGUAAACUUAGGGCCAAGGAAUUGGCAAAUAUGUUCGCUAUAACGAGGCUUCCUUAUACCGAGGUUCUACUCCAUAUUUGUUACUAUCGCUGGGACUGAGGGUAUUGUUAAUUAUACGAUGGUCUUUGUCAUAUUAUACAUGUAACUGCGUUACAUUCAUAGAGGUUCGUCACUGUACUUUUUGGUUAAGGUGGCUCGACUGGAUUUUUUAGGGGGGGGGGGUACCUCCCAAGUUUGAGCAUUAACUACAUUGGCAUGAGUAAAAAUAUGGGGAAAAGGUUAUCCCAACUGUAGACCCUUCAAAACAGUGAGUCCUAAAUGAUGGUAGGCUCGAAAUUAAAAAAACCCUCAGGUUGCCAGAACUGGAGAAAUGUAGUCACCAGAUGCACAGUUUUUGUUGCCAGUGUGUAUAAUGUAAAUGACGCAGCUCAUAAUAUGGCGUGAUCCAUCAGAUUUAAUUGUUUGAAACAUUGCGGACAGAAGUCGGUAUAAAUAUGAGUGUAAACUGGCUUUGUUUAUGCGAUUUGGCACAUUUUUUAUGACGAAAGCAAAGCAAGAUAAGAUAAAAUGACUUGUUUGUUUUAACUUUACUCUUUUAAUUUAAAUCUAAAUGGUAGAGAAAUCCUGUCGCCACAGUGGCGACUAAACCAGAAUUUUUAGUUGCCAGGAACAAAAUGUUAGUAGCAUUGGCGACCACAUCAGUCGCAAUUUCGAGCCCUGAUAUGGCAUGCAUGACAGAAUUCAGUCUGUCUCGCAUUGGAUUAAGGUGAUAGUCUUUGGAGGUCCAUUACUGCCAAUCAUUUAUCCUUACCAUCACUGACAAAAUCCUAUAGGCCACUUGCACUAAGAGGUCACAUGACCAAUGCUUUCGUUAAACAAUGAGUUGGAAUCUUGCUGAUGCCCAAAAUUGACAGAGCACAUAAAAAUGAUCUUACACCCGAAAUUUGAGAGGAAAUGCAUUUAAGGGAGAUAUUUUAUUGCACUCUGAUUUUUCAAUAAAGUAGCACUAUGGUUUGUAUUGGCCGCCAUGUGGGAGGGCAUACCUUGCUCUCCAACAUGGCAGCCAAAACUACUGUUUGCUUGUAUCUUGUUAAACUUUUGAUAGUUACGCUCAGAUGUGCUGUAAACGUUACCACAUCAUCCUUUCAACAUUUUCCUUGAAGUUUAAGUGCAAAAUUUGUGUUUAGAAAGAGGUAAUUCAUGAUUUUAAAAAUCACAGUUUGAUCACAUGACCAGCUAUGAACUUACUCAUUUUAAGAAAAUGGUGCAGGUUUGAAAAACUAAAUCACUAUUAUUCUGUGUAAGAUAUGACUUACUAAUUGUUUUUCGAAGGCAACAUCAUAUAACUUUCAUUUUCAUAAAAACAAUGUCACAUGACCUCUUAGUGCAACUGGCCUAUUCUACACUGUCACAAUGUGUGGUGGAGAAUUCCAGUCAGCUUGGAUUCAGCCAAUAUGGUAACCAUUAUUUUGGAAACAUUAUUUUACAGAGCUCGAAAUUAAAAAAAUCUUCAGGUCGCCUUUUGGCGACCAACCGGAGAAAUGUAGUCGCCAGAUGCGAAUUUUUAGUCGCCAGUUUGUAAUAUGUAAAUGACGCAGCUCAUAGGUACAGGGCUUUUGAUAUUUCGAGCAGUAGCGGAGCCGCGAAAUUCACAAAAACUCGCAAAAUACCACGAAAUUCAGUAGAAAUCUUAUCAAACACAUGUCUGUACAACAUAUUUGAAACUUAUCUCAGCUAUUGGGGCUAUUUACUUGCCCUAAACUUGCAAAUUUAUCUUCAUACUUCGUCACUGAAACGUGUGAAUAACGUCCCGAAACUACCAGGCGUCAAUUAUGUUGCGAAAAACUGGGCACUAGCCAUGAUGUUAAAUGCUUUGCCAUUAGUUCAUUUCUGGAGCGUAUUGUUGUUGAAAGAGCAAAUGAUGACCACUGUUAGAAAAACGUUAAAAACGCUGGUCUGAUCGGCGCAAAGCUGAUCGACAUCUGACAAAAUUUUCCCUCAAAACUAACCACAAAAUCGGCCUUUUUUACCGAUUGAUUUCCAGCGAAGUUUGGCCCAAACAUUCCCGCGAAAGUGCCGCAAAAUCGGCCGAUUUUUCCGCGAAUUUGCCCCUAAAAAUCUCGUGAAAUUUGACUUUUUCCGCUACCUAUCAGAAGCCCAGCAUAGUAUGGUGCGAUCCAUCAGAUUUGAAAACUGAAUAUCAUGAAGUCGGUAUAAAUUUGGAGGUAAAGUGGCUUUGUUUAUGCGUUUUUGGCACAUUUUUCAUGAUGAAAGCAAAGCAAGAUAAGAUGAAAUGUUUGUUUUAAUUUUACUCUUCUAAAAUCUGGUCGCCACUUUCGCGACUAAACCAGAAUUUUUAGUCGCCAAGGAGAAAAUGUUAGUCGCAUUGGCGACCAUAUCAGUCGCAAUUUCGAGCCCUGUUUUACGUGUGGGUGCAUUUCAUGUAAAUGAAUGCAAAGUUGACUAACAGAGUGGCACAAUGUACAUUGUAUUAUCUUGCAGGGCCUUGUGAAAAGGCACAUGAUGAAAGACUUAGAAAGGAGUAAGUGCAAAGAUGUACACUCUGUAAUAAAAUUAUUAUCAUAUGUUAUAGGAUAAAUUAAAUUCAGGCAUUAAUUAUUUAACCUAGGUUUGUCUCCUGUCCCUAAUUAUUCAUUAAUUAGGGCUAGGAGACGAAGGAAAUUGAGAAUCAACUUAGGUUAAAAAAUUUUAACCCUAAUUUAAUUUGUACCUGUAACAUAUACACUGUGUAUUGUUCAACACUUUCAAUUUGAAUUUAAUAGUAAAUUAUAGUUAUACUUAACCAGCAUCUGUCAUAGGUUAAAAGUGUUCAUUGGGGGUAUCUGUUGUUUCUUUUUCACUUCUUUUCUGUAACAUGAUGAAUAUUUUUAUCUUUCCCAUCGUCAUCAUGUGUAGUUUUGCAUGUACAUGUACCUGUUUGUUCCUGGGAAUGGGAGAUUAGGAAAGAUUCACAGAGUUUACAGGUUUACAUUGUAAAGGCCUCAACCUGGAUUUCAGCCAUUUAUUUUUACAUCUAUGCUGUUACCAAAGAUCUAACUUGUCCCUUCACUUAAAACAAAAUUCUCUCCCCUUCUUCUUCAGAGCUAUGUAAAAAAAUUUUUGAAAAAUUAAUAAAAAGUAAGAUACAGUGUAUAUGACUGUAUGUUGUUAGUGCAACAGGUCUGCAUGUAGUUCUCUUAACUUGAGGCUUUCUAAGGGGUAGAAGCGAUAGGACAUGGGCUCAAAAACUGGGGACCAAGGUUUUCUUUAAGAGUUGGCUGCCAGCUUAUUUCACUGGCUGACAAAGAGGUUACCACUGGCUCAAAUUUAUUGCUUUGGAAAACAAAGACGUGGGGUACAUGUAAUUUUGAAGGUUGCACUGUUAAGUUUUAAUGGCUACUUUUAUGGCCAAAAAAAAUAUGCUUGGUAGAAGAGGCCUACAAUGUACAGCUAUAUUUGGCAGUUUCAGAAAUUGGGCUAGAUACAGUCAACUCCCGUAAUUGCUGACACCCUCGGAACCGUGGUUUUAUUUUCCUUUAUAGCAGUGUGGGAAAAAAACCUGCCUUUAGCAUACAAUAAUAUUAUAAACUAGUAAUAGUUGACACUACAGCUGCCCCCGCUCUGUAUAUUGUUGGUCAAUAGGAUUCUUGCUCGUUGUGUAGCUCUUUGAAAUAAUACCGAUUCAUAAGGAAGAUUUUCACACAUUCCAUACAAUAGGUGAGAUAAAUACAGGAAACGCAAUGUUCCAUGCACAGUUUCAGGUUGAUUUACACAGCUUUGAUCAAAACAUUCUCAGUUUUGAGAAUAGUUUAUUCUAAACCAUAAGAAAAGAUUUAAUGAGAGGUUGAAUUUUUCGCUAUUUCUCUUCACUUUUUACAUUCAGUUCAUUUUAUUUGCCGGAAAGGAAGCCUUAGAAAUUAAAAGGACGUUUGAUCAAUUGACACUCGCCCAUUCUAGUCUUAUUUUAAACUUUAUAGCGGAAGGACAUCAGUGAGCAGGGAAUAAGUCAGCACAGAAUUUGAUUGUCGGCGAAUUUCUGUAAUCGUCCAUUGUUCUGCUAGUGAGAAACUAGCCGUUGUUCACUCGUCUUACUUGUUUGGGGCUGAGUCUUAUUCCAGUCAAAGAGAGAGAAAGAGCAUCUGGCAAGGUUUCCAGUGAAAGAUUUGUGAACUCCUGUCUGGCAAACUCUCCAAGUAUUUAUAUAUACACAGUUAUACGCAUUAUAACUUCUUCUGCGCUUAAUGAGUGUCGUUAAAAUUUAGUCCAUAACUUUCACUGAAACAAAACGCCUGCCUGGGAGGCUACUACUCCACAGAAUGUCACUGAUGACACGUAACGCAAAACUGUCGAAGUAUGACUGCACGAUAAAAGUGUCACAAAAUCUACCUCAGCGGUCCCUUGGGGAUGUUCUGUCUUUACGUCAUCCUAACCAUUUCGUACUUGCGGGCGCAAACAAUAGAAAUGUCAUCAUUACCUACCGAUUCCUUGCGGCCCCUGUUCAAGCAAAUCGAGAUCUUUUCUUUAUUGACUGUAUGACUGUAUAUUUCAACUGUAAGUACUUUCCCUAAUAUAUGCACGAGCUACUAGAGUGCCUCCUCGGGAUUUCGCCUUCUGGGCGAAAUCCCUGCGGGGGCAAUAACAUUAACUACAUUCAUAAAGUUUUCUUAAAUCUUAGAUGUGUGUUAAAUGUGCUACUUGUGCUAUGUAGCGACCCAAAAUAUCUUCCAAGACUGGCCGAACUACUCAAUAGUACUGCAACUGCUAAGCAGCUGUUGAGAAUGGAACAUGAGAGCUUGAGCUCUCCUAAAGAGUCGGAAGGAAAAAAGCUCAAGCUCAUGUGAAGAAGGGAGGAUGAUUGUGCAGACAAUUUAAAGAAUCGAUGUGAAAAUAAACAUUCUGGAAAUCUUUUGAAAUGUAUUUUGGCAAAUGACGAACAGUAGACUGUAAUUUUACGUAAUGAUGUUACUUAAGAAGUACAGCGUGUCCACUUUAUUGAGAGUCAAAACAAUAAAAUUUGUCACUUGGGUACCAAGGAAGUGUCUCUAAUUCCGUAAUAGUGAGAGUCCAUAAUAGUGGGAGUCAUCUCCAGUCAAACCCCUAUAGCUUUUGCCGGGAUCUGGACUUUGUCUGUAGUAGCGAGCAUCCGCAACAAGUGGGUGUCCGCAAGGCAAGAGUUGACUGUAUAUGGAAUGACAUUUAUGAAAUAUGUUUACCAUCACCUUGCAUGAACAAAUUUAAUGAACAUCUUGUAAUGAACAUUCUUUGUACUUUAUUAGAUACCAGGAGAGCUCUCGAUACAAGAAAAUGAGAUAUGAAGACGACUUUCUACGUUAUCUCCAAAACAUUAUGGCAGAUGUGGACAGACGCAUAAGACGGGGACAUGCUCGCUUGAAUCUUAGCCGUGAUCAAGAAGAGAAGGUUUGUAGUCACCAUUAUGUACUGUGUACAGUACAUGCAAUAAUCUUCUAGCUAAAUGGUUGCCUUACUGUAUCUUUAGGCUUGGUUAACAGUAUCUCAAAAAGCAGUCGGUCUAAAUAUGUGCCUGAAAAUUAUUAAAGAAUAUCUUCUAAAAUUUCCUAAAAUUUAUAUCUCCUGAAAAUCACAAAAUACAUGUAUCUCUAUGAUGUUUAAAAAUUGUACAUGAAUCUCCUGUUAACUAGUACAUACCACACUAGAGUUUAAGUUCUGAAUAUCACCAUAAUUUUAUGAACUAACUUAUUAGUACUUAUGUUUUUUGUGGUAAACCAUGUGCCAUUUACCUGCGAACAGCUGAAGGAAAGGAAAAAAAAUUUUAGAUUUGAACUGUACCUUUUUUAUUGAUAUACUACUAGACUGUGAAUUCAAAGACAGGCGUGAUUGUUGAUUUUGGUGCCAGACAUUAACAACUGAGGCCACGUGACUUUGUUUGUCAAACCAAAAAGGUGAACUCACAUGGUCACAUUCGCUCCUCAUUGCUGGCUUUGUUGUUCAUGCAUCAGAGUGGUCAGAGUUUUUAUAUACUGCUAGAAUGCUGAAAGCAAAAGAACUUUUAUUGAUUGACUUUCCACGAAGGAAAAUUCAUCCGUUUUGGUUGACAGAGAACAUUAUUAUGGGUAAUUCCACGCGAGACAAUGAAAUUAUGAAUUUUUUUAAAUAAAAUUUUGCGCUAUAAAACUUAUACCAACAGAAAGUUGAGACAAUGGGGUGUUUGAAAAUACUGAGAUCUUGUGCAUCUUGUCCAUGUGCUUAAUGUGAGAAGGCAUGAAAUCCGGAGAAUUUGAAUCUCAUCAUUAUUUGGAAGUUUUGGAAGGAAAUUGUGAACAAAGUUUUUACAUCUAAGAAAACAUGACAAUAAACAUUAAAGUAUGUGUGUAUAACCUUUGCCUUACACUAUCAUUAGGCCAUAAAUUAUUAUAUCUAGCUACUAGCACUUUCCUAAGAAAAUAGGUAUUGAAUUUGUGUUGCGGACAUUACGUAAUGUCCACAACAUUAAGGUACCUUUUUCAGUUCCUCUACACAGUUCAUUGUAUUUUCAUGUGCUAUUGAUGCUGCUCAGUUAAUGUGAUGUAUACUUUAUUUUGAUCUCAAAAUAUUUCCUAGGUCGGCUUUCUCUGCUCAGAAAUUAUAAGUUGAAAAGUGUUGCGGACAUUACGUUGCGGACAUUACACAUUGGUUUUAUAGACUUCAUACAACUUAGAAUCCUCUUUCAGCUUUUUCUAAAUUUUCUUGACCUUUCAGUGCUUGUCUUGGGCAUUACAAUUGACCUUGUUUACAAUCAUCUACAAUGAAUUUUUAUUUAGAGGAUUGGAAAAGGAGAAAUUGAGUAGCUGGUCAGGGGUUUUGUACUGUUGAGCAUGCCCAGAACUGUUUGUAACUAUGCUUUUUUAGGAAAACAACUGACCAUCAUUGUUUCUUUUGAUUUUCUACUCACACUUCAAUGAGAAUUAAUUUUUAAGUAGAAUUUGUAAUGUAACAAUCUUAAUGUAGUGAACAAUGUGCAAUUUUAGUGCAAAUUUACAUUUUAUCUGUAUUUAAGUCAGACUGAAUGACAAGAAACUGAUAAUUUUAGUUAAGCUAAAUCAGUUUCGGAAAAAACAAAAUAAUCUCCUCACUACUGAGGGUUUUUUUUUCUCACAACAUUAUUUUACUUGAGAUGUAAUAAAAUUAAUUUUGAAAUCAUUUUAAGGAGUCAGUAUUGCAAAAAAAAUCUGACUGGUAUUGCAUGAUACUAGGUCAGCAGGAGAUUAUAUAAUAUUAUAAUAGAACAUAUUAAAUAAAGUAAAUAAUAAUUUCACAGCUUUAUUUUUAGUCAAGUAACUACAGAAAAAAUUGACAUAGCCACAGUGAGCAACACUGACUAGAAAUUGAAUGAUAAAAAAUGUGUUCCCAAAAAUGUAGUGUCCGCAACAUUUUUGUGUAAUGUCCACAACACAACUUUUGUUUGUAGAAUCAUUGGAACGAGGUUGCAUGGAAUUUUUUUUUUUGAUGGUUAAAAAUUUAAUUAUUAUCGCCAUGUUUUGAAGGCACAAUUAUUUUCUGCUCAAAAUUAAAAAUUCACAGGAAAAUAUCGUUAAAGAAAGUUAUGUUAAAAAGUGGUUGUUUAAAAAUGUAAUGUCCGAAACACAGUUUCCUCAACUCAUAUCUUCAAGGUCGUGAGAGUUCACUAAAACAUCUUUUUACUAGGUACAAAGGGAACACUAAAGUUUCUUUCUAGAUAAUGUUUGAACACCCUUGCUGAAAAUUUUGACGUUUAAAUUGGGGUUUAAAAUGUUAAUUUUAGUAUCUGAAUGUAAUGUCUGCAGCAUGGAAUCACCCUUAUGCAUUUUACUUGACUUUGCCUAUCUGUGGCCUACCAAACACUCAGGAAUGUGACCACGUGAGUUCACCUUUUUGGUUUGACAAACAAAGUCACCUGACUCAAAUCAUUAACCUCUGGCACCAAAAUCAGCUGUCACACGUAUCUCUGAAUGGUCCACAUGUUUCGGUAAGAGUUUAUUGCUUGUCUCUCAAACCCUAGUAGUAAUGUGCAUGUAAGCUGCACUCUUUUUCUACAUCUAUUUGUUUUUCCACAGGAACUUGCAAGUGGUAAACCAGACAGUGAAAAAGUUAAAAUGCUUACAGAAAAGAUCAAUGCAUUGCUAGAGCAGGUUAGAGAAUACAAAAUUUUUAAUAUACAUGUACAACAACAAAAUGUAUUUUAAGAUUACAAAUAAUUUUGUGAAGGUUAAAUCCUUUUUCACUGUUGCUAAGUGUGGUUGUUUAUUUUAUCAUCAUCGUUGUCAUCACACUGGUCAUGCUAGUUGGUACAUGCACAUUAGGCCAUGAUUGUGUUGUGUGCUACUUGUAUAUCAAUUUACCUUAUUAUUGUAUGUUUCCUUGUUGUACAUGUGUGUACAUGUGUGUACAUGUGAUUUUCAGUUUCAUGGUUCUUCCAGUGUUACAGGUAACUACCUGCAUGCUCUUUGGCAGAAAACUGAUUAUUUCUGUCAUAAAUAAUUUGUUCUCACAUUGAAGGUUGAGCAACUGGGCUGUGAAGGAAAAGUAGAAGAAGCCCAGGGAGUUAUGAAAUUGUGUGAUCAGCUCAAAAGUGAACGGGAAAUGCUACAGCUGGUAAGAAGAAUACAUAAUUAUCAAUUUUUGUCUUUUGCAGUUGUUAGUUAGGAGUUGUUUAAAUCCCAUUUCAGUAUUCCAAGCUGCCAAUAUUGUGUUCCCUGAUGCUGUGGUGAGUAGGAAAAAAUUAAUUUUGGCAGCUAAAAUUGCAGUCAGGGUUGUCAUUAAGAGCCGGCGCCUGGAGAUUUUCCCCGGCUACUAAGGGAGUGGCCCCCGGCUACUUUUAUUGGAAAAUAGAGGAAAAAUAGAACCAUCCCUAGCCGUGUGAUUCCCCCGCCUACUUGUUGUAUUUACCUAGCAACUUGAAAUCUUAGUGACAACCCUGGCAGUGAAAGUUGCCAGUUUGGCAAUAUAGUUUCUGCAGUAAGGUGUUAAGCAGUGGUGUUUUUCUUAGUUCUUAUUAUUUUAUCAUUGGGUCUCUCUAAGGCUGUGUUCACACUAUAGCUUUUUGUGCUGACAGGGAAAGCUAUCUGGUAUAGUGUAAACAGAGUCCUCACCAGACUACGCCAUUGCGGGAUUCACUGACUUUUUAGCGAAAUGACGCACUCAAAAAGUCCUUGGUCCCUCAGGGCGAAGAACUGUAGUAAAAUAAUUAAUAGGCUUACUUUCGUUGUAAAUAGGCAAUCAAAUUUUUUCCUGCUCUGUGCAGGACUAUGAGUUUGUUUAAAAUAUUUUCAAUUGUUGUUAUCUAGAGUAUGACUACAAUACAUAGAACAAUAAAUUAUUCAGUUAACCAUUCUUUGGUUUAAAUAGCCCAGAAACUUCAAGGCCUGGGGUCAUUUGGUCACAAAUCACAAAAUUCUGUUGAGAACACCAUAUGAAAACCUAUCCGAUAGGUGACUCUCCACUUUAGAGAUCUGCUUGGUGCAGCCUUGCUCCGUUACAGAAAUUGUGCUGAAAUCAUCGUUCUUUUGUGUGAGAAGCCCCAUCUAUUAUAGUUUUCAUGCUGGCCUAAGUUAAGUGGGUUCAUGAAACAUUUCCAUGACGUUUACUGUAUGCUCCAUUAUUUUAUUUUUAAUUCACCUCUUUCACCCUGGCUGUCUGGAUAUUAAGCCUUGAGAUGUGAUGUGCACCUCCAAAUUAAUUUUGAUUGAAAUAGUUUGGUAGCAAUUUUUGAAAUUUCUUUCCAUCCACUCAUGAAAUAUUGUUCUAAGUGUCUUUUUUUUCUGCUGGCCAAUGGUUAGUUUAUUUUAUGGCUGUCAAAAGGUUUCUUUGAUUGUACAUUGUAGUUCUGCUUGGAGCACUACAUGUAAUAAAUUGUGGAGAAUUUAUCUUAGCUACAUGUGUAGGCAUUUUCCACACCUGCUCUUACUUUCUGCCUUUAAAGGGGUUUACCCUCUUGAGAAUUCUCUAACAGAGAAGUAAGUAAAAUAAAAAGGAUAAUACGAAAAUGACUUAUAUUUGAAUGAGAAUAAUUUUUUCAUAAAUUAUUUUGUUUUCAAAUGAAAGACUUUGCAUUCUUCCCUUACUUUCAAACACAAGGCCUGGUUCUUGAGUAGAACAUUGCCUACAGUGCUUAAAGUCUCCCACAUUGUUCAACUCCUUUUUCAAAUUCAUUCAGUCGAAAAAAAUCAUGUCAGACGCUUCAAGCCAACAAACAGCUGCCUACAUGAUGUACAAUGUACUUUGCUCAUGAACGUUCGUGUAACACCCCCCUACCCCGAACAUCAAAUGUUUGGUGGUAAAACGUCAUGUUUUCACGCAACUAGAACACGUUUUCUGGUGACGUUUUUUUUUAUCUUUUAUUUACACGAUUUCUGUCAUUUGAAUUGCCACAACAACUUUAUGAAUCCACUAGCCCAAUAGCAAAAUCCUCCAGCCCUGGGAUAUCAGACACAGCUUUCUGUGUACCCUGGUGACGUUUACACCAGGGUACACAGAAAGCUGUGUCUGAUAUCCCAGGGCUGGUGGAUUUUGCUAUUGGGCUAGUGGAUUCAUAAAGUUGUUGUGACAAUUCAAAUGACAGAAAUCGUGUAAAUAAAAGAUAAAUCUAUGUGGAUUGAAAGCUCCCUGCUAUUAUCCAAUCUGAUCUGAGAAAGUAAAAUUAUCACAGUAAUUAUCACAGUGAAUUAAUACUGCAAGUAUAAAUUAACUAAUAGUUUCUGGCCAGUUGGAUAACUCUUGGGCUAGGACAUGCUUGCUGUAAACUGACUUUCUUUACACACUGGUACAUGCCUAGAUGCAACUGACGGAAUUCCCUAAGUUGCGGGUUAGUCUUGUACAUGUCGGUGCACAGAAUACAUUGUUAUAUAGCUGGAAAUUUUUUCCCAUCAGCAUGCGCUUUCAUUGGUUACUUCUAGGUCACAUGACAUCUAACAAUGAAACUGUUUCCCGCCAAAAUCUCUGAGAGGGGACCAUUUCAAAAUCUAUUGUAGCUUCAAAAUUUUCCAGCUGUAUAACAAAUUACUUAAAGACUGGUCCCGAGGGAAACAGUUAAUGUUGUUUCCCUAGAAUCUCCAUGUUUCUCGAGGCGGAGCCGCGGGAAACAUUGAAUUUCUUGGGAAACAAAAUUAAUUGUUUCCCUCGGGACCAGUGUUAAAGUGUUUGUAAUGAUGGACUCGUGGGAAAGCUGUAACUUUUUAUGCGAUCUAACUAUUGCAGCAAUCUCGUGAUCUUAACUUAAUGACUGCACAAGAGAAACAGAUGGAAGUUUGCGAAGUAUGUGGAGCUUUUCUUAUCAUUGGUGAUGCACAAACACGAGUGGACGAUCAUCUACAGGGAAAACAACAUAUGGGUUAUGCGAAGAUCAAGAGCACAAUUGAGGAGCUCAAAGUAAGGGCUGUGUGGAAUGUGAAUUUUAACCCUUCACACCAAUAAUCCGGCUGCAAGGGAAGAAAUUGUUUUAUUAAAGUACUGAAAAACAAAUAAUAUCAUUUUUAAGUACUGCAGCUGAGGAGGCUUCAUUUGAAUGGUAUCAGCAAAGAAUUCCUCUACAGACUAGCUUUACUACCACCUUGUACAGCAUAAUAAACAAUUCCAGAGUAGAAAAUUUUCAUCCACAGACUCAAAAGUUAGACCUGCCUUGUACAGCGUACUAAUACCAGAGGAAAGUACUGCUUAGUAGUUUUCUUUUGAAUGGUUGGACUUCAGGAUUUCAUCCACAGACUCAAAAGUUAAAACCACCUUGUGCAGCAUGAUAAACAGUACCACAGCAAAACACUGCUCAAUAGCUUUCAUUUAUAUAACCACCCCAUAGGAUUUCAUCCACAGACUCAAAAGUUAGAACCACCUUGUACAGCGUACUAAACAGUACCACAGGAAGUACUGCUCAGAAGCUUUCAUUUCUUGGUUACACUAUACGAUUUCAUCAAUGACUAGAGAACAUUGCAUGUCUCAGAAUAAGACGUUUUUAUAGGGGAGUUCCGCGCGCACGACCGGAGCCCCAUACCUAAGAAAGUUUGCUAAUCUAUCCAUCCGAAAAAAUUUGGUAAUCACAUGACUGUAGUCGUAAGCACGUCCGUCCGUCCGCACCACAGGGUAACCAAUGUGAAAUGUUUAACUUUCUAGCUAGUGUGGAAGCCUGUAACCUGUGUGAAUCCUGAUAAUAGACAUUCCUAUUAUGGUCAAUUGACAGCUGUCAAAACAGGCUAUCCGCUGAUCAGGGUCACAUGACCGUAUCGCGGGCCCAGGUGCCAACUCAUAGAGGUCACGUGUUUUCUUUACGUUUUCCGCUUUUAAUUGAUCGCAGGCUCAAGUGUAAAUUUAAAAUGCAUAAACGGGAGCUUCGCUUUUAUCUCUAGCUAAAUCCAUGUAUUACAUUUAUUGUAAAUUUAAACUUAAAACUAAGGGAGCUAAAGCUGGAACGAGGUUACAAUCGAUCCUCAGCUUUUGCCCUUUUGGUGGCAAAUUUUCAACUCGACAGGUUUCUUAGCUUUGACUUUCAUUUUUCUUUUAGAAAGCGAGAGAUCAGCCAUCCCAGCGUAGUGAAGAAAAGCCUAAAGACAAGGAGGAGGGAGGUGAUCAAGAUCGUGAAAAAAGACCUGACAGAGAUCGAGAGCGCAGCCGCGACCGUGACCGUGAUCGCAGGAGAGACCGUGAGAAGGACCGUGAUAAGGACCGUGACAGAGAUCGUGACCGCGAUAGGGACCGUGACCGAAGGAGAGACCGGGAUCGAGACAGGGAGCGUGAUCGUGAUAAGGAUCGGGAUCGUGAAAGGGAUCGGAAUCGUGACAGAGAUCGUGAUCGUAAGCGUGAUCGUGACAGGGAUCGUGACCGUGAUCGUGACAAGUACCGUGACAGGAGUCGUGACCGGAGCCGUGAACGGGAUCGCGAUCGUGAUCGUGAUCGUGAUCGUGAUAGAGACCGUCGGCGUGACAAGGAUCGCGAUCGAGAUCGCGACCGGGAUCGUGAAAGGUCGAAGGAGAAGGAAAGGCGACGCGACAAGGAAGAGAAAGACGACAAGCGCGAGAAAGACAGAGAUGAUGCAAAGGACGAAGAGAAGCAGACAAGCAAAGACGAUGGAGAGGAAAGGAAAAGAGAGGCUCCUGACGAGGAAAUGGCUGAUAAAAGAGACGGCUUGGCUGAUAAGGAGGAGAAAGAUAAGUCCAGAUCCCGCAGCAGGUGAGUGCACUAUUGACUCGUGGGGUGGGUAGUACGGGAAUUAUUGGACUCGUCAGGAAGUAAUUAUAUUUGUAGGUGUGUAGGUUUCUUUAAGUAAGGUUUUAGUAACGAAGUUGUUGUUGGUUGAUAUCUUGGGGAAAGUAAUAAUCUCACUGUGAGCAUACAAUGAGCUGUGUUUGCAAUCAGCGCACCGCAAGACAUCCUGGAUCCUGCCGCUAACAGAUUAUCAGUGCUUUGAAAGAUACUUCAGAGCGGAACAGAACAAAUCAAGGUACCUCAUUCUGUUUUGAAUUCAAUUGUACUUUGAAUCUGUUAAAUUCAUUAUUUUAUGCAAAGCCACGUCAACAGACGCACGAGCCGGGCAAAGAGUUCCUUAUAGCUGGAAACUUAAACAAGGUACACUUACAAAAUUGUUUUCUUUGAUUUUUGUUUUGAAUUUUGUCUCAAUCAAGAUGAUAUUUGCUGAUCCGUCUCGUAGGCAAAUUCAAGGUAAUCUUUCUGAUUUUAAAAUAUAAUAACAAUUAAGAAUUGUUAGUCGCUUUUGUUUCCUACUCGAGCGAUAUCAAAAUGCAACGUUGGCGGCCUAGAUCCUGUUCACAAAGCUGUUGUUCCUUUGCUCAAGUCGACUUGGCAUCGAAACAAAACUUUCUUUGUCUGUAAGUCAAAAACGUUUCAAUUCACCAAGAAAUGAGGAUUCUGCGCAGUAGCACCAGUACGCACCGGAAGUCAGACUAGCGUGUACAGCGGAAGUCAGCGUGCACCGGAAGUGAAGGUACCCAGUCAUUUCUGUGUCGAUUUUGGUCAGGCUUCAGUUGAUCGUAUUAAACCCACUUACGUUUACAGUGAGUUUUCAGUUAAUAUCUGGUUAUCAAGGAGAUCAAUCGGUUCAUUGGCUCUUCUCUGCUACGGAACAGCCAGACAAGUAACCGGCUUAAAGCCGUCUUCUUGUAAGAGGUAUUCACUCAGGUAUUUGAGAUCAUGAUGUAUAGUGGCUAGGAUCAUCAACCUCAUUUGUUUGGUUGUGUGAGGGCCUGAGGAGUAAAUGUCUCCUCGUCCCAUAUGCCAUGCGUUUUUAUCAGCUGUAAACGUCCAUGUGAUUGAAACCAGCAUUGCAGGCGUGUGAGCGCUGAGUAGUUCGUAUUUAUAGCCACCAUCUUUGAUUUUGCAAGCAGAGUCAUAUUAGGGGUGAUCAGUAAAACUGGGAACAGUUGAUUAGGCACAUAGAAGCCCAAAAACGCGGCGAAAUGUGAGAGUGGGGGAGGGGAAAAAUUAUUCUCGUGUUUCCACCAUGUCUAUCUCUGCCUCCUUUACUCGGAUUCAUUGUAGUGCUUGUACUACCCAGACUACGGAGAAAUGCCUGCAAUGCAAGCUAAUGUGAUGGUUCUUUGGUAAUCUUUGAUCAUGAUUCAUUAGCAGUUUAUUACUUUGUGUAUGCAUUUAUUAUAUGCUACUAGCUGUAAUUCCUCCAGAGAUUGCUCCUCCUUCGCCUUAUGAUAAAUUUGAAAUAAGUGUUUCUCCUCAACUGAAUAUUUUCAUCCCUUUUUUUGUCUAUCCGUCAACUAAACUCUUCUUUUGGCGUUAAAGCAGGCUAAUAACUUAGAACGACAGCAGUUAAAAGCGGUUUUUAAAUGUUUUUCUUUUGAAUUUGAUCAUUCAAAUGAUCAGUGUUAAUAAAUUGCAGCUCGUAGUUUUUCAUACUGAGAGAUUUUAUCCACACAUCCAAACGCUGCUGAGAGCUUAAGCUAAAACUUUCACAGUCGUAAAAAUUUUGGCAGUUCUUCAUUCAAGGAUAGUCAUAAGAUUGGAAAAGUCAGCUCAUGAAUGAAAAAGCGUUAGAAAACUUGGAUGGCUCACGUGUUCUUUAAACUAUACACAAGAAGUUACGCAAAAGAAGUAUCCUUAUCAUUAUAUCCUUCUUUCGUGUCGUGUGGCUUGUAAUAACUGAAAAGAGGAUAAUAUUCUUCUAGUAUUAUAACGCACACCCCCUCCCCUCUUGGUGUAUAGUAUAUAUUGCGGCCAUAGUGCGCGGUAAUGGUAAUCUAGACACCUCAUUCCUCAUAUGUCAUUCACAGGUCACGUGAGAAAGAUGAAGAACGCGACAAAACGGCGACUUCUUCCCCCAAGAGCCGUUCUCGAUCCAGCUCUCCUGUGUAAUCUGGACGGACAUCGAAACGCGGACCAGAAGAGAGAAGAAACUCAAGAUCUCGUUUCUUUAAAAGUUUUCAUUUCAAGUAGGUUAGUUUCAGCACUUAGAUAAUACUCCUCUGUUUCUCGAAAAAGCUCGCACGUUGCAUCUUCAUUAUUUUGAAGACAAUGCAAUUGUACUUAUUAUUUCUAGUUUGAUGUUCAUACGUAGAAUCAAGCUGGAGUCCGUAGAGUGGUUUUAAAUUGUGUGACGUAAUUCGGCCAAUCAUAGCACUAGCUCCCAGUCAAAUGAACCAAUCACCUUUCGAAGCAAACCAAUGAAGCGGAGGCCACGCGCGGGAGAAUUCUUUUGAGCUACUCGGGUUUGAUUAUGAUUAAGCUUUUGAUUGGUUGACAAAUUAG